Molecule: messenger RNA, 1710 nt
Organism: Paramecium octaurelia
Lineage: Eukaryota; Ciliophora; Oligohymenophorea; Peniculida; Parameciidae
Source: the annotation of a GenBank genome assembly
UAAAACAAUGGGAAAUCAAUGUACAGGCGUUGACGAUUUCUAAGGACAACAAUUUGCUCCAAACAUUUCAGUUUAAGAUGAAGUUUUUGUAGAGGGUAGAGUUCCAAUAGUUGGGUAGAAUCCUAGUCGAUUUAAUGAUGAUGAUAUGAUAGUAAGCCAUCAUUCUAUAAAUAUUAGACGGUGUACUAACCAAACAAUAAUAAAUUGAAUUAUGGGAGAAAUUCUCUUGGAUAAGGGUACAUGACAGCCUAGAAAUAUAAUCUAAAAGAUAACAUCUCUAUUUAAGCAUCUUCACAUGUAUAAGCGAUUCUAUAAAAAUUAGACAUUGUUAAACUCACAAAAUGCUGCUCUGAUGAUAACUAUUAAAAGCAAUGAUAUCAUGUUGAUAAAUCAAAGAGGUUAAGAGUGUGUAAGACAAGGAAUAGAUUUGGUAAAUUACAAUUUAUAAUUUAGGUUUGUUUAAUUGAUCAUAGUGGUAGUAUGCAAGGAGAAAAAAUAAAGUUAGUUCGAAAAACAUUAAAAUAGAUGCUAACAUUUUUAUAGCCAUGUGAUAGAUUAUGUUUGAUAAUGUUUGAUUGCAAGGUUUACAGAUUAACAAGGCUGAUGAGAGUUACUUAAGAAAAUGUUUAAAAAUUCAGAGUAGCAAUAUCCUCACUCUAAGCAAGAGGUGGAACCGACAUAGGGAAUGGAAUGAAGAUGGCAUUAUCAAUUUUAAAACAUAGAAAAUACAAGAAUCCAGUAUCUGCAAUAUUUUUGUUAUCUGAUGGAGUCGAUGAAGGUGCUGAAGAGAGAGUGAGAGAUGAUUUAAUCCAAUAUAACAUACGUGAUUCAUUCACAAUCAAAACAUUUGGUUUUGGAAGAGAUUGUUGUCCUAAGAUAAUGUCAGAAAUUGCUCAUUACAAAGAGGGAUAAUUUUAUUUUGUUCCAAAUCUUACUAAUAUUGAUGAAUGUUUUGCUGAAGCCUUGGGUGGUCUGGUAUCAGUUGUAGCAAACCAUGUUCAGUUAUCAGUCUAACCUAUGCAUUCAAAUAAACUAUAAAUUAAGAAGGCCUAUGGAGAUAAGUGGACUUAUGAUUCCUGGAAGGGAGUCUUCACUCUCUACUAACCACAUUUGCUAUCUGGUGUGAGAAAAGAUUACAUUUUUGAAGUUGCUGAUUACAAAACUUCUGGUAAGCAAGAAAUUAGGGUCCUUCUAUAAGCUGAUCCAGUUGAGGGUGGAGAGAAAGUUACUAUUGAAUAAAUUAUUGAACUCAAGAAUUCUGAUUUAUCAAAUGAGGUUCUUCCUAAUUAUUAUAGGGUCAGAGGUGCAGAAUGUUUUGAAUAGGCAAGAAUUUAUGCUGAAUAAGGAUAAUAUUAGACAAGUUAAUAGAUUCUUAAUAAUAUCAAUACAGAAAUCAAAUUACAAAAUUUCAAUGAUCCAAAUCUAUAAGUAGUUCAAACUGAUCUCGAAAUGGCGAGCAAUUUCUGUUACCCUGGGUACAAUAUAUGCAUAAAUUUUAUUAGGUAAUUUGAAAACGAAGGCAGACAUCAUAUGCACCAAUUGCACAUUGUUCAUAUGUAUUAAAAAUCAAGGGGGGUUUAAAUUAAUCAAAACUAAGAUGGCUAAGUUAUCAGUCUAGAUUGUCAAUAUUAAAAUAAUCUACAAAAAUAAUAUAAGGAUUAAACUAGGUAAAUUAAAUAAAAUGAUCCUAAUUAUUGGAAUGAUUGUUGA